Cryphonectria parasitica EP155 is the source of this 2206-nucleotide messenger RNA. Its product is annotated as MFS gliotoxin efflux transporter glia. Lineage: Eukaryota; Fungi; Ascomycota; Sordariomycetes; Diaporthales; Cryphonectriaceae. Gene Ontology annotation, biological process: transmembrane transport. Gene Ontology annotation, molecular function: transmembrane transporter activity. The transcript has 4 exons. The coding region runs from base 170 to 1888 and encodes 572 amino acids. The record is from RefSeq and is a predicted model, not a curated record.
ACCCCCCCCCCCCCCCAAAAAAAAACAAUGGCUCACUACUCCUUCUAAAGUUAAGCGUAGCUGCAGCUUGAUGUUUCUGCUUCAUCACCUCCAUACACAACGACCCACAUAUCCCAAAGUCCAUCAUUGCGCUAAGACCUCCAAGGGAGCCUGUAUCUGAUUCCUGAACAUGGCCGUGAUGCACGAAGACGCAGACACGAUGGAUUCGACGCUGAGGCAGCAUGAAAUGGCAAGGCAAAAGGGCUCCGGCGAUGAGGAAGCCGACAAGCCUGUCCGAAACUCUAGCGACAUUAAUGGAAUUAAUGGAAACCAGUCUGAGAAGCAGGAACUCAACAUGUACCCGACUGGCAUUCGUUUGUUCUUCCUUGCUGGAGCAUCCAUUAUGGGCGUCUUUUUGAUUUCAUUGGACCAGACCAUUGUCGGCACCGCUAUUCCUAAGAUCACAACCCAGUUUGGUGGCCUGGGGAACGUGUCUUGGUACAGCGCAGCGUACUUCAUGACCUUUGGUGGUCUUGAAGCCUCGUGGGGCAAAGUGUUCAAGUACUUCGAUAUCAAGUGGAGCUUCAUCCUUACCUUGGCCAUCUUCGAAGUCGGCAGCCUUGUCUGUGCUCUUGCGCCCAGCUCGGUAGCUUUGAUAGUUGGUCGAGCUCUUGCUGGUGUUGGUGCUGCCGGAAUCUCUGUGGGCGGCACCAGCAUUGUCGCCUUCAGCACCCCGCCUAAAACACGGCCUAUCCUUAUGGGCUGGAUCGGGUUGACAUACGGCCUCGCUUCUGUACUGGGUCCUGUGAUAGGCGGCGCCUUUACAGAGUACGUUACGUGGCGGUGGUGUUUCUACCUCAACUUGCCUGUCGGAGGGCUCGCCGCAGCCAUUGUCCUUCUCUUCUUCCACCUUCCGGCUGCGGCUAGGCCUCCCCCUAUUUCGCUCAAACACAAACUACUGCAUCUGGACCCCGUCGGGAUUUGUCUUGUCAUGGCAGCCAUCAUCUGCUUUAUUCUUGGCCUCCAGUAUGCAGGAACCGUGUACCCCUGGAAGAGCAGCCAAGUCAUUGGUCUGCUUGUCGGCUUUGUCGCUCUCAUCAUUGCCUUGAUCUGCUGGUCCAUCUACAUUGACGAAUGGGCUAUGCUGAUCCCGCGCCUAUUCAAAAAGAGGGCGCUUUGGAGUGUCUGCCCUUAUCAAUUCUUCUUUCUUGGCGACCUGAUCCUUCUCUUGUAUUACCUUCCUAUCUAUUUUCAGUCUGUCAAAGGCGCUGGUGCGAUUCAAUCUGGGGUCGAUAACUUGCCCAUCGUCGCGGCAGUCGCCGUCUUCGCCGUGGCCGGGGGCCUUUUUGUUGCCAAGACAGGCUAUCCUGCACCAACCAUGUUUGUUGGCGGGCUAUUUGGUACAAUCGGGUGCGGAUUGCUUUACACGCUAGAGAUCGACACGCCAACAGCAAAAUGGGUUGGGUAUCAAAUCCUCACCGGUGCUGCAAUUGCUUUCUCGGUUCAGAAUGGCCUCAAUAUUGCCCAGGCUAGUGUAGAGCCAGAGGACCUUCCAGCCGUUACGGCCAACCUAUAUCUCUUCCAAACGGUCGGCGGGGCUUUCACUGUUUCCUCGGCCGAGGCUGCCUUCAUAAACCAGGCACUAGUCAAACUGCGCACGUCAGCUCCUGGGGUCAACGCGUCUAAAUUCAUUGCCACGGGCGCUUCGGAACUCCGCACCGUCUUCACGGCGGAGGAGUUACCCGGUGUACUCGUGGCGUACAUGCAUGGACUCAAAGCCGCCUUUGCCACUUCGAUUGGCUUUUGCGGCAUCGCUUUUUUGGUAACCUUCCUCGUGCCUUGGGGCAGGCUGCCGACCCAUUUGGAUGACGCUCAAAAGAAGGAUGCAUCGGCCAGCGAGUCUGCAUAGAUUUAUAACCCCCGGUUGUACCAAAACCGGCCAGUGGCCGCGUAACAAAUAAAUUCCACCAAAGUGUCCUUGUACUAUGUUACAAAUAUUGACUUUAUUGAAUUUGUGCAAGAAAAAUGUGUUAAGAAAAAAUGUGGACACAUUUUUCUUCAGUAACCUCCUAUUUCGGCACUCAUUACGGGAGGAACGGAGGUAGUGAGACGGAACAGAGGCAGCGCCCGUGGGCUGAUUUCGGCACUUCAUACGGGGAAUUAGAGGUAGUGAGAGCUAGGAGAGCAAGCAGCCUAGGAAAUACCUUGCAUAGGAAUUACUUUCUCC